This is a messenger RNA of Xenopus tropicalis (tropical clawed frog), 3504 nucleotides long. It is a transcript of the gene apba3, whose product is annotated as amyloid beta (A4) precursor protein-binding, family A, member 3. Bases 921 to 2813 code for a protein of 630 amino acids. Lineage: Eukaryota; Metazoa; Chordata; Amphibia; Anura; Pipidae. The transcript has 10 exons. The record is from RefSeq and is a predicted model, not a curated record. Gene Ontology annotation, cellular component: perinuclear region of cytoplasm.
UCAGCGUGGGAAACAGAAAGCAGACAGGCUGGUAAUAUGUUAACGCUGUGUUCAUCCUACUCGAUUACGUUGUAACCAGUUUAACCCGUGACACGCUGUGUGGAUCAACUAUUGCUUCUACGCGUUGAGCUUUGAAGAACACCUUUUCACUGCAUGCAGUGGUAGCCCGAUAGUGAUUGGUUGCUUAAAGGCUCACACAAAGCCAAAUUAUUUCAUUAAAGGGCAACCCUUUUAUUCACGAGAGAAUGGCGAGCGAUUUUAUCUGACGCCAUAGCAGACUGCAGUAAAGCUAUCGCUGAAGACGGAUUAGAUAUAUGGCCACGUACAGUUUAAAGACUUUUGUGUACUACAAUUCCCAGUAUCCCCCACUAUUAUAAGGGCUAGUAGAACAUCUGGAGUUUGGAUUAGUUAGCAGAAGUUAUAACAAAAAUUCCCGAAUUACAUAUAAGUGAUAGAUGCCAAGCAGCACUUCUGUUCUACAACUGUAUUUAUGCAAUACGUUUCUGUCCCACCCUCCUCGUCCCUCCUCCUCCUCCUCCUGGACUGCAUCUCCCACAACCCUCCGCGAUGCGCCUUCGUACAAAUAUGGCAGAUUACUGGAGUUUUCAGCCCUGAAAGUGACCGGCGAUGGCUUUGGGCGCUAUGUUAGCAGUUUCUGUGUGACUUGUCAGGUUGGUAGGUGUCUUUGGUCAUAUACGCUAAAAGGAACGGAGACAUGGUAAGAAGACGGGAAGUUAUGUCUCUUCUGUGGUAAGAAUGAUCAGAAACAAGUUACAUUGCUGUAAGGAAAGCAGUUAUAACUAUAAGUGCAAGGAAAAUUUAUUUUGGGUUCUAGCUUUGUUUCUUUGUCAUAUACUUUUUCAGGAUAAAAAAGUAAACAUUUAAGUUGUGAGUUGUGAUUAAUGUGAACUAAAAAAGGAAUGGAGUUCCAUGCCCAGUCUCCCCCAGUCUCAUCAUGCCACAUGAGGACACAAACUCCUUCACAAAUAGAUAUGGAAACCCCACAACAGUAUGAGGAAUGUUCUGUGAGUUGCAGUCUCCACUCCUCCCAAAGCCUUGAGGAUCCUGUUUGUAUGGACCCAACAGAUAGGGCACCCCCUCGUGUGGACAGCUGUCCAGAUAUGGACACAAGACCUCCUCUCACUCCUGAGCUGAAUGUCAUGGAUCUGGAUGGAGAUGUGCCAGGAGAGGGCUUUCAUAUGCAGGAGCUUCUAAAUGAGUUAACAACUUUGGAAGAGCCUUUAGAUGUAAGACCCAGCCUAAACAAUCUCAAUGAAGCAACAGACAAUCUAGAGGGGCAAGCCGAGGGCCAGCCUUGUCCUUUGCAUAUAGCCAUGGGAAAAGGACUGUCAGAGAAACCCCGCCGGGUGUCUGAAUCAGAGACAAUGCUUUCAAACAGUAGAGGUCUCUUUCUGACAGAUGCUGGCUCAGAAGAAUUAUUGCACUUAUUUCAGCAUGAAGAAGGAGUGCUGGCAGAUGUGGGUUCAGCUGUACCUUUGGCUAGGUUGGAAGAACUUCCCAAGAACAAAUCAUCUGUCUCCUGUUCCUUGCAGGAAGCUGGAAAGGGGAGUUCGGAAGAGGUAAAACAGAAGUCACCUUCUUCUUUCUCCUCAGACUUAUGUAGAGAGGACUCAUUUAGCAGUUUGGAAGAAGUUCCUGAUGAGGAGACACUGGAUACACCCUCAGAAACCACCUCAGCAGCAAAAGUACCUGGCCCUUGUGAUCCAGAGGAUCUGAAAGAUGGAGUGAUAUUUGGUGCACAGUAUCUGGGGUCCACCCAGUUGCCAGGUGAAAAACACCCUGUGGCCAGCACACGAAUGAGGCAGGCUCAGGAAGCAGUAGAUAGAAUUAAGGCACCAGAUGGUGAGUCUCAACCAAUGACGGAGGUCGAUAUUAUGGUGUCAACAAGAAGGGUUAAAGUGCUUUCUGCAGAUUCUCAGGAGUCUUUGAUGGACCACCCUCUACAUACAAUCUCCUUUACAGCUGACAUUGGCAGUAUUGUAGUCCUUAUGGCACGCAGGAAAAUUCCCCGCACCCAAGACCAGUCUCCCACCCAGAGGAAACCCAACAGAAUACUUUGCCAUGUGUUUCAGUCUGAUGAUGCUCAGCUUAUUGCUCAGGCCAUUGGUCAAGCUUUCGGUCUGGCCUAUCAAAAAUUUCUGUGCUCAGACAGGGUUGGCCCUUUAACAUCAGGAAGUGGUCAAAGGGAGGAACACCUUUACAAUGCAGAUUUGCCUCACUUCAGCAAAAGUGACAGCUGCAGGGAGGUGUACAUCCAGAAGCAGCGAGGAGAAAUGCUUGGCAUAGCUGUGGUUGAAUCAGGAUGGGGAUCCUUGCUUCCUACUGUAGUUAUAGCCAACCUAAUGCAUGGCGGUCCUGCUGAACGUAGUGGGGAUCUUAGCAUUGGAGAUCAUGUGACUAGUGUAAAUGGCACCAGCCUGGUGGGGCUUCCCUUUUCAACAUGUCAAGGCCUAAUACGGGACCUAAAGGGGCAAAGUGAAGUAAUUUUGAGUAUUGUGCGCUGCCCUCCAGUGAUCACAGCCAUCAUUCAGAGGCCCAGUGUUAGUCACCAGCUGGGCUUUUGUGUUGAAGAUGGAGUGAUAUGCAGCCUGGUGCGUGGUGGUAUUGCAGAGCGUGGAGGGAUCCGAGUGGGUCAUCGAAUAAUUGAAAUAAAUGGACAAAGUGUUGUGGCAACAGCGCAUGAAAAGAUCAUCCAGACUUUGAUGGAUGCUACUGGGGAGGUCCAUAUAAAAACUAUGCCAGCCUCUACAUACAGGCUUCUUACAGGACAGGAGAUCCCAGUCUACUUAUGAGAAGAUUUAUUUUUUUGUCUACACACUGUGCUGCAUUUGUGAUGCUCAGGGAUGUUUGUGGGCAUUUUUUUUUUUUUUUUUUUUUUUACAGCAGAUUUUGUCCCCACAAACUGUAUUCAGAGCACAAUCAUGCUAAAACAGAAUAUUGUGUUUACCAUGUAUGUAGAACUCCAGGAGCUCAUUUUCAUCAAGCGGUGCAGUGAAUCAUCUGAGGUUGCAGAAGACAUGGGCCCCUCUUCUUAUCAAGGGCACAGUGCAAUAAGGAAAUAUGCCUAGAAUGUUGUAUGUCUUACCACAUUUUUAUCUGUUCAUUUACUUUCUGCCUAGAAGACAGUGAAUACCAUCUCUAGAGAGAACAUACAGUAUAUUCUGAAAUCAUCUUAUAAAAUGGGCUUGCAUCAUCACCAAAGCAAAUGGAAAAUCAUUGACAAAUAUGGGCAGUCUUUGUGCAGUGAGAUUUUUCAUUGGUUUAAUUGGUAACUAAUUAUUUUUUUUUUUACAAUAAACUUUUGGUAUGUUGUAUAUGGAGCAUAAGAUCAUGAGUAGUACCUUAUUUCAUUUUUUAAACUAAAAUGAUUUUACUUUUUGUGUAACUCUCUAGUGUGAUAUUUAAACUGGCAUUAGGUUAAUAGUCUGAACAGAGGAUCAUAGACAGAUGGUAUGUAAAGAAAGAUAAACAAUAAAUGUCUAG